GUGUUUGCGUGUGUGUGUGCCCACGUGUAUGAACUGACCAUUAGGAUAACCACAAAGCAUAGUUCCCCCGGUGCUAUGAAGGCGUGGACUCCCAUUUGAAUCGUGAAAAGUGAAAAAUAAUGUGGCCUUUGACUCGCGACUGGAAGAGUGACUGUUGCUGUGCCCCGUGGACCUGCUGCUGCUGCUGCUGCUGCUGUGGCAGUGUGCGGUGCCUGUGGAGUGUGGUGCUUGGUGGAGGCGCAGAGCGAGGGAGGGGCGCGGCGCUGCUCUCCCGGGUAGAAAGCUGCUGAAGGAGAUGCCAUGCGCAGCCAGCCACCCCACCUCUCUCUCUCUCUCUCUCUCUCUCUCUCUCUCUCUCUCUCUCUCUCUCUCUCUCUCUCUCUCUCUCUCUCUCUCUCUCUCUCCUAUACGCAUAUUCCUCUCCCAGACCUUCAUCUCCUCCCCCUCCUCCCCUCCUCCAUUGCUCCAUCCACACUCCCUCCACGAGCCUCCACCGACCACCAGGAGGGAACAUGAGUCGUCCAGGUCGUCUUAACAAGGCGCUGAGUUGACGUGAGUGGGCAGAGGAAGAAGAAGUAGAAGAAGAGGAAGAGGAAGAAGAGGAAGAGGAGGAGAGGGAAGGAAGAUCUGAGCUGCGGAUAAGACCCUCAUCAGUCACUGCUACAUCUUGCAACCAGUAUUUGGAGAACACAGUGAGAAUAAUUGAGGGUGGUUGCAUCACCCUACAGAUAUCACCAUCUACAAAACUCAAACGAUGACCAAAGCGGCAAUGGAUCUGUACAUGCGUGAGGUGGCGAGGGGCGUGGCCAGGGGGCGGCUAGCAGCGUGUGCCACCAGAGAAAUGUGUAUGAACAUAAAAAAAGGCGCCCGUCAAGAAAGGUUUAUUGAUGAAGUGUGGAAGAAGAGGAGGAAGGAACAAUGAUAUUCGACCAGCUGCGGCAUCUGGGGGCUUCACUUGACUGGGACAGCUGGGACAUGGAUGCAGCGAGAGACUGGCCUGUGUGUCUGUCUGUACAUCCUGACGGAAGCGUUUGUCCGUCCGUACGAUGCUGGGCUGGUGUACCGCAAGGAGGCUCUCGUCAACUGGUGCUGCAGCCUUCAGUCGGCCAUCUUGGACAUUGAAGUGGACCACCUGCACCUGACAGGACCCACGGAGCUGGCAGUCCCGGGGUACAGCAAACCGGUCAGCUUCGGAAAGAUGUGGGACUUCCCUUACAGACUGGCAGACUCAGGUUCGUUCGGUGCAAGGAGUCGGCACAGGAGGCGUCCGAGGCUGUGCAGAGCGGCUGUCUCAACUUGGUGCCACAGCUGCACAGGAGGGCUUGGCAUAGCUGGCUGGACAACAUCACAGGACUGGUGUGUCUCCCGGCAGCUCUGGUGGGGCCGCAGAAUGCCAGUGUACCACAUUACUGCAGCAGAUGGCGAGGAGGUGUGGGUGGCGGCUGCUCGGAGGAGGAUGCAAGGCGGAAGGCUGUGGAGAAGGAAGGAGGAAGAUCUGGACACCUGUUACUCCUCUGGUCCCUCCCUUUGCCUCGCUGGGCUGGCCAGGUCAGGGGAGGGGAGAGACCAUGCUCGCUUCUACGCAACGACCUUGAAGACGGGUCACGGCAUCCUCUUCUGGGUGGCUCAGGUGGUCAUGCCGGGACUCGACUUGACGGGGUGGCUUUCCUUUGAGACUGUGCUGCUGCAUGGCCUCCAGGGUGAUGGUGGCGGCCACAAGACGUCCAAGUCCUGGGGCAGUGUGAUAGACCCCCUGGAUGUCAUCAGUGGGGCGUCCCUGGAGGUGUGUGACUUGCUGGUGCUGUGUGUUCUGUACUGGUGUUCAUUGGCUGUGGUGAGCAGUACCUUGACAGCAGGUACUGUGCGAGAGGGUGGAGGGGACCCUGAAUGCGGAAGAAGUACUCACUGGUCUCGUAUGAACUCCUCCACAGGCAUCCCAGAUUGUGGAGCUGAUGCCCUUUGGUCCACCCUGUGCUCCACCAGCUUCAGGAAACCGUCACCCCAAACAAUGAGUGGUGGAGGGUGCGUUCUGCGUUGACAGCCAGCAUGAGCGGUGACAGGAGCCAUGGGUGCCUUGCCUCCUCGCACCACCACCACAAGCACCACCACUCCUGCCAUCACCUACAAGGGGGAGACUGUGAUGUGGCUGCAGGUGGAUAGGUUCGGAGGCCUCCAGAGAGCUGCCCAG
Messenger RNA from Scylla paramamosain (green mud crab), 2188 nucleotides. Its product is annotated as valine--tRNA ligase-like. The record is from RefSeq and is a predicted model, not a curated record. Gene Ontology annotation, molecular function: ATP binding; valine-tRNA ligase activity. Bases 980 to 2038 code for a protein of 352 amino acids. NCBI's taxonomy places the organism in Eukaryota, Metazoa, Arthropoda, Malacostraca, Decapoda, Portunidae. Gene Ontology annotation, biological process: valyl-tRNA aminoacylation. Gene Ontology annotation, cellular component: cytosol. The transcript is spliced from 14 exons.